Messenger RNA from Schistosoma curassoni, 3036 nucleotides. The record is from the annotation of a GenBank genome assembly. NCBI's taxonomy places the organism in Eukaryota, Metazoa, Platyhelminthes, Trematoda, Strigeidida, Schistosomatidae.
AUCUUUCAGCGGGAAAUGUUAUGUGGUCGAUCAUCGGAUGUUCCUGAAACAAAAGAGGGUAUCUUGGACAAAAAUGAUGUUGGUAAAGGCAGUGCAAUAGAUGAAACUGGACAGCGCGAUUGGGACGAAAAAUCGAGGAUCCAGGAGGAAGACGAACUGUUAGGUAGAUCAGACGAAAAUCACGACUUGUCAUAUGAAACCCAUUCUAACGAAACCGGUAGCUUUAGUGAGUUCCACACUGCAGUUGAAGGCUUUAACGAUUCGGAAGAGGGGAGUGGUGACUUUUCUAUCAACACGAAAAAAAAAAGUUUCGUCAAAAUCUCUACCGUUACAUCAGAGGAUGUCGAUCCUUUUGAGGAUGUCACUUCUGCUACCAAUGAAAUAACCGACAGAAAAGCAAUUUCACCGAUUGAAUGGGACAGAGUUUCUGAUGAAGAAAGCGAGAACAGAGACGAACUUCAUGCCGACGUCCCAGGUGAUGAGUUUUCUAAAGAGGAAGAAGCCCAAAACUCAGUCCGGUUUUCUGGUGUCAGAGGGCAUACCUGCACAAGUGAAAGAGGAAACCACAUUGAUUCGCGUCUUUUCCGUUCUACAAAGUAUUUUCUUAUCAAGAGCAAUAAUUUUGAGAAUAUCGAAAUAGCGAAGUCUCGGAAUGUAUGGGCUACGACAAAGGGCAAUGAGACAAGACUGAAUAAAGCAUUUUUUGACUACAACAAUGUUUUGCUCAUAUUUUCUGUGCGUGAGAGUGGUAGAUUUCAAGGAUUUGCGCGCAUUAUCGCCUCGUCAGACCCUCGGAUCAAGGUUGACUGGGUGUUAUCUUCACGUAUGAAUACUGGUCUCCUGAGUAAUCCUUUUCGAAUUAAAUGGAUAUCCAAGUCUGACCUCCCUUUCACAAAGACUGGGCAUCUCUUGAAUGCAUGGAAUGAAGACAAACCUGUGAAAAUCGGGAGAGAUGGUCAGGAAAUCGAACCUACAUGUGGCGAGGCACUAUGCCGGUGUUUCGGUAAAGAUGAACUUGGGGAAGAACAGAAACAGCCGAACACAGUUCAAGCUAUUGGCGAAAGAAUCAGUCGUAGAAACGCAUUUGAGAGACUUGGAAAAAUCGUUGGUCGCCAUGGUCAAACGAGUCAUAAUGGUUCUCGUGUUGUUGGGUUGAGCAAUCAAGAUAACACUGGACUGUUGGGGGAUGCUACUGGGACAAACCAACGAUAUAUGGCAUCUACUGAACGAAGGAGCUUGAUGAAUUACCCUUCUAUAACACCCUUGAUCAACAACGAUGGUUCGCGGCUAACCUCAACGGGAACUACACCACUAUUGCAAGUAAACGCAGCUGCCGCUGCAAUGGCAGCAGCUGCAGCUAUGGCUGCAAUCAAAUCAUCUGGACCACAGUCAAUAGGUGCUUUUGCCCGAAGUGGAGCGAACACUCUCAAUCCCACAAUGAACUCCAGACUGCCCAUACAACCACCUAAUUUCCCUAACAUAUUCUCAGCCUUCCCAAAUUCAGGCGGUUCUUUCUCACGUUUGAAUGUAUCUAGUUCCUCUAACGCAACCCUGCUUCCGUUUUUACAACAACAGCAACUUCGUAUAUCUGGAUCAGCGGCAAAUGCCGCCGCAGGUGCUGUUCUUUCACAAGCAAUACAACAAGCUCGUAGCCUAUCCAAUCCUAAUGUGAUAAGUCGACCAGGAAUACCACUCAAUCCUGUGGCAAACAGUGUGCCUGUAAAAUCUCAUGCCGAAAGAAGUCGUUCGCGUUCUGCUAGCGACAGCACAGCUUACAGUUAUGCUCGUGAACGUAAUCCAAGGCAUCGGAGAACUGACGGUUAUGUAGAAGAAGAGUCUUCACGAUUUGAAACAAUUCGACGGAAGUCACAUUCCCCGAGGAGGCGUGAAAUAACAUCAAGGCAUGGAAAUUAUGAAAGACCUCGCGGGCAUAGAUCUCGUAGUCGAUCCAGUUCUCUCCCUAUUGAUCGUAAUUUAUUGAUGACUUGGGACUAUGACGACUAUGUCCAACAAGUUAGUCGUGGUAUGCGACCAAAUAUGUAUGGUGACUUGGCCCCGAUUAUUAUUUUGUUGGGACCAUUAUAUUUUAUUAGGAAACUCGAUGUUAGGAAUCAACUUAUUACAUGCCGUGAAGAAAUCUCAAACAAUCCAAUGUUGUUCACUUCUGAGGAGUCCCAUACUAGGACGAAACGGCCGUCCAAUACUUCCACGUUUUCAUUGGUGAUGUAGCUUAGAUUGAUUCAUGAAUUCAACUAUUUAAAAAACUUGAGUCUGCCAAAUAUUCUAAACGUCGAAAUUCGUCGAUUAUUAUUUGUUGGUAACCAGACUAAUAAUUCAAUCGUUUAUUUUGUAGGGAAGUCGAGUUGCCGGUUCAAGUGCUUAUUUACAAAUUCCCCAAAGUCAUGAAAAUGAUCUGAAAUAUGAAGAAAAAGUAGAUGCGUUUUUACGUGGUAUUGGAUCACGUCCAAAAGUUUCAGGACAUGAUCACCACUACUCACGCAGUCCUAGCCGUAGCUGUUCAUAUAGUCCACCUCCACCUCAUCCCCACAACCGUCGUCGUGAAUAUUGCAGGGGUUCAUCAUCCUACUCCAGAUCCAGGUCUCCUUCCUGUCCAAGCAUACUUUUAUCUAAGGUUCGACGUGGAGAGAUAGAUCCUGAUGCUUAUCGUCACCGCCCACCAUCUCAAUAUUUAUCUCCCCGUAGGAGAGACCAUACAUGUUCUCACAGCCGCUCUCCUGCAAGCUUCGGUCGUGAACUUCCAGCACAAUGGAGAAAGCCUCCACAGGCUUCUGUAGCUCAUUCAACUGGAAAUAGACAACGACACCAGCAAAUAGAGGGGCGAGUUCCUUCACACCAAGCACGAUCCCCUCGUGUUGUCUCAAGUGGAGGGUCACGAACGUACACUACAAGCAGUCGUCAUCACAAAUAGCUGGUUGAUGUGUAUUCAGACUAUCGUCGCUCUCUGAUGCUUCUCGUGUGUUUUAGUUCUUGUACAGACUUCUAAGUUAAAUAAACUUUAAUGCACUCAGAUUCUUC